This is a messenger RNA of Nilaparvata lugens (brown planthopper), 2794 nucleotides long. Its product is annotated as pyruvate kinase. Gene Ontology annotation, cellular component: cytoplasm. Lineage: Eukaryota; Metazoa; Arthropoda; Insecta; Hemiptera; Delphacidae. Gene Ontology annotation, molecular function: magnesium ion binding; pyruvate kinase activity; potassium ion binding. The transcript has 9 exons. Gene Ontology annotation, biological process: glycolytic process. The record is from RefSeq and is a predicted model, not a curated record. Bases 692 to 2368 code for a protein of 558 amino acids.
AGUCGUAAGGCCCAUUGACGGCUCAAAUGAUAUAUCCAGGCGAGGUGGAACUUCCAUCAGGAACUCCCCACCAAUUAAAGCCAUACGAAUAUUAUUUUAUUAUUUAUGGUUCAAAAAUGGGAGCAGUUCGACUCAGUGAUCGCGCUGAUAAGCUAUCGUUUUGAUAAGUUGAGAAUCAUGCGCCUGCUACUCCCGUUUAAAGGGUGACCGCUUGAGCUAACUGCUCUGAAUAUGAUUCAUUAGUUGUAAUAUCGCUUCCCGGUGGUUCGGAACCCACUUUAAAUUUUAGGUCCACUCAUCUUCCAUUACCAUCCGCCUCAUUACCCACGCACAAGCCUAUAAGCUCAUGUGGUCAUCACCCUCAGAAAGAAAAUUUAACAGGUUUUUGUGCCACUGGUUCUAUGUUUAUCAUAAUAUUUCCCAUCAAUUGGAAAAAAUCUGCAGUCUUUUCCAAAUGCUUUCUCUUUUCUAGCAUCAGAUAAUACCUUAUCAAUAGUGAUGAUGGAAGAAAUAAAUAUUAAGAUCCAGAGAAAACAGCCCUGUUUUACUGUGAAUAAAUAAAGGAUAAUUCAUAUUAUUCUUAAUUCUAUAUUGAUCUUCUAUCAACUAAAUCACAUUGGAAGAGUAAGAACUUGUUUAAACAAAAAAUUCAAAGUAUUUCCAAUAUUGGAAAAUCUUGUUUCGAAUCAAGAUGAUGUCUCUUGAGGAUCGAGCUUCAGGGGUCAGUCGAGAACCGCUGUCCAAAUUUGUGUGUACAAUAGGGCCUUCAAGUAGCUCCCUACCUGCUCUGGAAUCACUGCUGGAGGCAGGCAUGUCAGUUGCUCUAAUCAAAUCAUGUCUGAUGAGCACUGACGAAAUUCUGCAAACUGUCAGAGAUAUUCGCGAAGCCGUCAAUAUGUACAGUGCUCAAAUCAACAGAGCCUAUCCACUUGCUUUAGCCCUCGAAAUUAAGGGUCAGACCAUACAUACUGGUCAACUUUUUGAAGGAGGAACAAUAGAAAUUCCAGAAGGCAGUAAUCUGAUUUUAACCACAAACGAGGACUGGAAAAGUAAAGGAUCUUCUGAAAAAGUAUUUAUCGGCUGCCCUCAAAAGAUGGAUUAUCUAGAUCAAGGAACUGAAAUCAAUAUUGACAAUGGAGAAAUAUUGCUGAAUGUAGAUUACAUCAUGGGAGAAGAAGAAGAGGACAUAGUAUGCCAAGUUAUAAAAGGUGGUACACUUCAAGAAAAUAAACCAGUGCAAUUAUCUGGAAUCCACUUACCUACAAGUAAUUUGACUCAGAAGGAUUAUGAUGACAUCGAUCUAGCCAUCAAUUUGAGUCUGGAUUAUAUUUUUGUCCCGAGCGUUCGGAAUGAGAGAGUAAUGGAAGAUAUCAGAACUUUCAAUGAGAGACGGCAUAGUAAUAUUCUCAUCGUAGCAAAGUUGCAAAACAAACUUGUGGAUGAAAAUAUUGAGAAUAUUGUAAAACAAGCCGAUGCUAUAAUUCUAGUGAGAGAUGCACUGAGUGUUGAAAUGAGUGGAGAGAGAAUUGUAUCUGUAAUGGAUAAUAUCUGCUCCAUGUGUAAAAAGCUCGGCAAACCAGUGCUCUUGGAAGGAGGCGUCUUGUCUUCUAUGAGUUCAGGAAAAGAUCCAUCAUUGUUGGAGGUGCAAGAUGUGGUCACGUGUCAGCGAAUCGGGUUCGAUGGCUUUGUGCUGGGAGAUGUGACAGCCAAUGGCUCAAAUCCGGCCAAAUGCUUGAAAGAAAUCGUCUCCAUCUGCUGUCAAGCGGAGUCUUCUUCUUGGCAAUCACAUUCCUUCCACAAACUUGUCACUCCAACUGCAAAGCCGAUAGACCCAGCGCAGGCGAUAGCUCUAUCAGUGGUGGAGACAGCUUCACGGAUAGCGGCCGCUGCGGUUGUGGUGAUCACAACGUCAGGAGCGUCAGCCCGCCUCAUCAGCCGCUACCUGCCAAGGAUGCCGGUCAUCGCAGUCACCAGCCACUCACGUGUCGCCAGGCAACUUGCCAUCUGGAAAACGGUCCUACCCUACCAUUAUGUUGCUCCUGAAGUGAAAGACUGGCAAACCAACAUCGACCUUCGCCUGCAGGCGGGAAUCGAUCUGGGAAAGAGCAAAUCGAUAGUGCAGCCAGGAGACCCCCUGGUGCUUCUGAGCAACUCCCGCCCAGGUACAGGCUUCACCAACACAAUGCGCGUCUUCUAUGCAUCACAGGCUGACCCCUGGCUCAACAUAACUUCCGAAUUCAUCAACCAGCCCGUCUAUAAACCUGAGCAAAACUCAACGGGUGACGUCGUACAACAGUGUCCGUACUUGUUGCAAGCUGCCUGCGUAUCUUCCGAUGAAAAGGCAUCUGAACCAGAGAUAAUUAUUUGACGGGGUUUUUGGCAACGAGUAAUAUUGUCGAAGAGACUUGGUAUAAGCUAAAUGGAAAUUUACCAAUACCACAGAUUAUUUGAUUGGGUUUUUGGCAACGUGGGAUACUUUGGAAGAGAACUGAUGCAAAUUAUUUGUGAGUACCUAUUACAAGUUGAACAAAAACUAAUAGAAUUUUGGCUGUACAGUACUUUAUUCUUUCAAUUACAAAAAACCACAUGAAUUGAAUUUUGAAAUUGAAGAGAAAAUCGUGAUCCUUGAAAGAAUAAAAGAGAAUAUAAUGAACCCGUGUUCUAUUUGAUUGUGUCAUGUUAACUAGCUUUUUAGUGAUUUCAACUGUCUUAGUAGAAAACUAAUUGAAUUUGAAAGUUGUAUUAUGUGCUAUAUAAAUGAAUAAAUAAGAUUCUUCGACUUUUGGAAGCUGUC